AUGAUUGAAUUUGCUCGGGCACCCGAUGCCCACUGUGAUUGCUCCUCCCGAGAGCUCGCCGCCGCGAUCAGAUCGAGCAAACACUCGCGCGACCUCGAGCGCGCCCACUCGAAGAUCCUCGCGAGCGCCCACAAGCACGAUCGCUACCUCGCCAAUCUCCUCAUCCAGAUGUAUGGGCGCUGCGGUGACCUAAUCUCGGCGCGGGCGGUGUUCGAUUCCAUCCACGCACCGAAUGUUUUCUCGUGGACGCUCCUCCUGGCCGCCUACGCGGAUGCCGGGUAUCUUUUGGACGCCGCCGCCGUGUUUGAUGCCAUGCCCGAGCGCUGCGCCGUGACGUGGAACACGAUGCUAGCGGCAUAUUCCAGAUGCCAGGGUACACGCGAGACGGCGGCAUUGCUCGCGAAUAUGCCCGAGCCGGAUGUUGUCUCUUGGACUACUUUGCUCACAGCAUAUGCCAGUGUUGGGCAUUUUGAGCAGGUGAAAAGAGUGUUUGAUAGAAUGCCGUGUUGGAACUCGCAGUCGUGGAAUGUUAUGAUUGGAGCAUGCGUUAAGAGCGAGAAUCGUGACGCUGCUGAAAGAAUAUUUUGCGAGAUGCCUUUUCCAGAUAUCGUCUCGUGGAACCACCUUCUAUUUGCGAAUGCCCAGAAUGGGCAUUUUGACAAAACAAAGGACGUGUUUAAAACUAUGCCAUUGCAUGACAUUGCUUCUUGGACAACAAUGGCAGGCAUGUAUUUUCAGCACGCCAACUUUGUAGAAUCUAAAGAAGUCUUAGACGAGAUGCCAGAAUGGAACAUUGUUGUGUGGAACUCUUUCUUUGCAGCAAAUGCCAAAACCAGGCAUUGUGAAAGUAUAAAGAGGCUAUUUGAUUCAUUGCCAGAGCGUGACAUCUUCUCUUGGAAUUCGAUGCUUGCAGCGUACGCGCAGACCUCACAGCCCCGGCAUGCUCGCGAGAUCUUCGAAUCCAUGCCCGAGCAUGACACGAUCUCUUGGAACACGAUGAUCGCCGCCUACAGCCACCAUCACUCCCACCUCGAGGAUGCCCGCAGCCUCUUCGAUCAAAUGCCGGCGUGGGACAUCGUCUCCUGGAACUCGAUGAUCGCAGCCUACGCUCGCAAUGGGCGAGGCGACGAAGCCCUCAGCUUCUUCGCGGGAAUCGAUCACCCGGGAGCUCGCAGCGAGGCCACAUUCGUGAGCGCGCUGGACGCCUGCUCUGAUCUUACAGCGCUAGGCAGCGGCGCCGCCAUCCAUGCCCAGAUCGCUGGCGGCGCUGGAUCCAAUUCCACGCCUCUGGCCAACGCGCUCAUCCACAUGUAUGGCAAAUGCGGCAGCCUCGAUCGCGCAAUUGCGGUCUUCCAGAAGAUGUGGCGCCACAACGAGAUCUCGUGGAGCUCCAUGAUCUCGGCGCUGGAUCAAAACGGGGAAUCCGCGAGGGCGGUGGCGAUGCUGCCGAUCAUCAGCCUCGAGGGCGGGCUGGCCAACGAGAUCACCUUCACGGCCAUCCUCACGGCGUGCUCUCAUCUCGGGAUGAUCGAGCCGGCCUUCCAGUGCUUCGUGUCGCUAGGGCAAGAUUAUGGCGUGGAGCACAGAAUGGAGCACUACUCUUGCAUCGUGGACCUCCUUGGACGGUCGGGAUGGCUACCCGAGGCCGAGGAGCUCAUCCUAGCCAUGCCGUACGAGCCGGAUCCCAUGACCGUGGCCAGCCUGCUCGGCGCCUGCAAGCUCCAGGGAGACGCUCAAUGUGGCGGGAGGGCUGUACGGCGGCACCACAAACACAUGGCAAGCUCUGGACCGUUGGUGCUGGCUAGUGAGCUGGCAAUUGACGUGUCUCCACGUAAUUGUACACGGUGUACAGCUUAG
This is a messenger RNA of Selaginella moellendorffii, 1857 nucleotides long. RefSeq names its product pentatricopeptide repeat-containing protein At4g02750-like. NCBI's taxonomy places the organism in Eukaryota, Viridiplantae, Streptophyta, Lycopodiopsida, Selaginellales, Selaginellaceae. The transcript has a single exon. The record is from RefSeq and is a predicted model, not a curated record. Gene Ontology annotation, biological process: RNA modification. Gene Ontology annotation, molecular function: RNA binding; protein binding. Bases 1 to 1857 code for a protein of 618 amino acids.